Quercus robur (English oak) is the source of this 1610-nucleotide messenger RNA. RefSeq lists its product as uncharacterized. The record is from RefSeq and is a predicted model, not a curated record. NCBI's taxonomy places the organism in Eukaryota, Viridiplantae, Streptophyta, Magnoliopsida, Fagales, Fagaceae. The transcript is spliced from 3 exons. Bases 269 to 964 code for a protein of 231 amino acids.
UAUUAUAACAUUAUACUUGUCUGGUGGUAGUGGUAGCUAUUUCUUUCUUUAUUUUCUAUUUUCAAAAUAAUUAAUGUUCAUUACUUCCAUGCAUUAGAAAUAAGCUAGUUGUCAUUGCAGCCACUUGGAAGAAGUCAAAGUGGCCUUAUUCAAAUUCCAAACAGGAACGUGUAAGAACACACAUGCAGUUGUGUCUAUCUUGAAAAUAGUCCUGAAAUCCAUUUAAGUACUCCAUUUCCAUCAAUCUGUAUUUCAAAGAAGGAAAAUUAUGACUUUCCAAAAGGAGUACCUUGAUCUAUUUUUGGUCCCAAGUGGGUUGUUCAUCAUGUUUGCAUAUCAUCUCUUCCUUCUUCACAGAUAUCUUAAUCUUCCUCACACCACAGUAAUGGGCUUUGAGAACAAUGACAAAAUAGCAUGGGUUGAAAGAAUUAUGCAGAUUGAUAAAAGGGAUGUUGGCACAGCUUUAUCAGUGCUAUCAACCAACACAUCAGCAGCAACAUUCUUGGCAUCAGUCUCUUUAACGCUCUGUUCUCUCAUUGGAGCUUGGAUCGCAAAUUCUUCCACUAGCUUCCUGAAGAGUGAGUUAAUCUAUGGAGACACAAGGUCAUCUACCAUGUCUAUCAAGUACAUAAGCCUCCUAAUUUGCUUCCUCCUCGCUUUCUCGUGCUUCGUUCAGUCAGCAAGGAACUUUGUCCACGCAAACUAUAUAAUAAGCACCCCAGAUAGUGACAUACCUGUGAGAUAUGCGGAAGUGGCAGUAAUAAGGGGUAGUGAUUUUUGGUCACUUGGACUAAGAGCACUUUAUUUUGCUCUUAAUUUGCUCCUGUGGUUUUUUGGGCCAAUACCCAUGUUUGUUUGUUCCAUCCUUAUGGUGAUAGUCCUCCACUACCUUGACACAAAUACUACUCUAUUGCAUCAGCAUGUAUCUCCUUCUAAACAGAAGGCCAAAAGGGUGGUUGUCUGAAAUAUCCAAAGCAGCCAUGGCCCUUCAGCAUGAAUGAAAAGCAAAUAGAUUUUCAACAUAAAUUUUAUGUUCUUAGCUCCGUUCACUGCUUUGAACAAUAUAAUGUCUCGCCCUCCUUUUUUUUUUUCAUCUGGUCGACGUCAAUAUAGUUAUUUAACGUCUCUGCAACACAAGCCAGAUUUGCAUCCUAAACCAUGAGAGGAUGCUACUAUGUCUACGAACAGAGUGGAAUGCAGAAUCAUGGUCCUAAAUUCCAUUUUCAGUGCCAAUCACAAUGGGGCAAUUGUGUCAACAUCACAUUUAAAUGUUUUAUUCAUGAAUAAUAUGUUGCUUUUUUUUUUUUUUUUUUUGGCGUAUGAGAUCGAACAAGAGGAAGUUUGCUGUUUUUACAAGUCGUUAGAUAUAUGGCGAGCAAAAGAGGAGAAAACCACUAAUUUAGAAACAUUUUUACUGUGCCUUAUCUAGUUUGGAGGUAGGGAUUUUCUAAGAGCAUCCGUGGAAGUAGAUGUAAAAUUUUUGUCUAUUUUGCAAAAGGAUCUUACUUUUUUUUUUUUUUUUUUUUUUUUUUUUUUUUUUUUUUUUUUUUUUUUUUUUUUUUUUUUUUUUUUUUUUUUUUUUUUUUUUUUUUUUUUUUUUUUUUACGAAA